AUGGACACACCAAAGGUCUGCUACAAGGUAGAAGACCCCACUCCAGGGCCUCUGUGUGCAUCGCCUCCAUCUCGUCCCUCAGACGCCUGCCGGUGCCCACGUUCCCACAGGUUGGCUCUGAAACUCAGUUGUGCUGGGCUCAUCCUUCUUCUCUUGACCAUGAUUGGACUGAGUGUUUUAGUGCGAGUCUUAAUACAAAAGCCAUCAAUAGAAAAAUGCAGAGAAAACAUAUCGAGGUCUCAUGACUGUCCAAAUCAGCUAAGGUGCCCCAACGGCUGGAUGACAUACCAAAAUAAAUGCAUACAGUUUUCUCAAGAGCCCAAUGUUUGGAAGGGAGGUCUAUCUGACUGCACUAGAAAAGGAGCCACUUUGCUGCUUAUUCAGGACCAAGAAGAACUGAGAUUCAUAAAGAAUUCAAUGCAGGAAAGAGGCAAUUCAUUUUGGAUUGGACUAAAUUACUCAUUCCCAGACAUGAACUGGAGAUGGAUAAACGGCUCCACUUUAAGUUCUGAUGUAUUCAACAUCAUCGGUGAUGCUGAUAGAAACAGCUGUGUCACUGUCUCAAAGGGCAAUGUGGUUUCUGAGAACUGUGAUUCAGACAACAAGUGGAUCUGCCAGAAGGAACCAAAAUGUCUCUGA
This is a messenger RNA of Microtus oregoni (creeping vole), 639 nucleotides long. Its product is annotated as killer cell lectin-like receptor subfamily B member 1A. NCBI's taxonomy places the organism in Eukaryota, Metazoa, Chordata, Mammalia, Rodentia, Cricetidae. The coding region runs from base 1 to 639 and encodes 212 amino acids. The record is from RefSeq and is a predicted model, not a curated record. The transcript is spliced from 7 exons.